GGGUGCAGUCUGUGCAUCUGUCACGAGUCUGUUUGUCGGCAGUGGCGGAGAAGAAACAUAUACCUGAAGGCAAUAAAUGGUCAGAUGAUGCGGUGUGCUGGAGAAGGCACGGUGCGGAUUCGAGUGCCCGAGGUAACCGAGGUCGAAGUUCAUGCUCUCGUAGUAAAGGAUAAGCCUCUGGGAUUUCAUUUCAUUUUGGGCAUGAACGCGAUCACUGCAAUGGGAGGGGUGCAGAUCAGCAGUUCAGACGCUGUCAGGUUUGGACCAGCAGCGGUGGUGGAUGAUGCUGUGGGUGCAGCAGUAAGUGAGGAGACAAGUUCAGAUUCUGUCAGGUUUGAAUCAGCAGCUGUGGUGGGUGACACCUACUCGUUGUCUGUGGGUGCAACAGCGAGUGAAGAGAAGAGAUCUGAGUCAGAACAAAAGGAACAACAGUCUGAGCCAGCCGCAGGAAAGGAUCUUGCUGCUCCGUCAGGCGUGAUGCCGGUUGUUUUUCACGAAAGAACCGUAUACUCACCUGAGUCAUUGUGUAUCGACGAGAAAGACUACAGGAUUGUUUUUGAUUCGGGCACAAAGACUUGGAUGGUUGAGUGGAAGUGGACGGAGCGAGGAGAGCCAGACACACUGAAAAACAGAGUCGCGUCUUAUACUGUGCCGGAAGAUCGUCGGGCUGAGUAUGAAGAGGAGCUACAAAGAUGGGUGGAUAAAGACUGGCUCAUUCCGUACGAUCAGACAGAGCACGGGCAACCAGAGGGACUGAUACCGCUGAUGGCAGUGCUGCAGGAGCGCAAGAAAAAAGUGAGGCCCGUAUUGGAUUAUCGAGAGCUGAAUGAACAUCUAGAUACUCACACGGCUGAUGCAGACGUAUGCACUGAGAAAAUGAGACAAUGGCGGAAAAUGGGAGUCAAUGUCGCGGCUGUGGAUUUGAAAUCAGCCUAUCUGCAAAUUCAUGUUCAUCCGUCCCUGUGGAAGUAUCAGACCGUGAUAUUCAGGGGCAAGAGAUGGGCUCUAUCGCGACUCGGGUUUGGAAUGAACAUAUCACCGUCAGUGAUGAAGUCGGUGCUGAGCACGGUCCUGUCACUCGAUCCAGAGGUGAAGAAGGGGACCAGCAGCUACGUGGACGACAUUCUCGUGAAUGAGGAUGUUGUGUCGGCAGACAGCGUCUGUGAACAUCUUUCAAAGUUCGGCCUCGUGGCAAAGGAGCCAGAGCGCGCGCGUGAUGGAGCCAAGCUCCUGGGUCUGUCUGUCCACGGAGAAGGCGGCGAGCUACAGUGGAGGAGAGGAGAUGACAGCCAUGACGUCCCCGACGAGCUAACGCGGCGCUCUGUGUUCUCCCUGUGUGGAAAGCUCGUGGGACACUUCCCGGUCUGCAGCUGGCUGAGACCAGCGGUGGCGUUCAUCAAGCGCCGAGCGAACUCAGUGACGGAGAGCUGGGAUGAUCAGGUUCGCUGUGAGCACGUGCGAAACUUCCUGGUGGAGGUCACAGAAAGAGUACGGCAAUCGGAUCCGGUUCGUGGCCGCUGGGACGUUUGCGGCGAUGAUGAAGCCCAUCUAUGGGUGGAUGCCAGCUCAGUAGCCAUCGGUGUGGCGCUGGAAGUUGGCGGUUCAGUCAUUGAAGAUGGUGCGUGGCUUCGUACCAGUGACGUGACGCACAUCAAUAUGGCGGAACUUGACGCGGUCGUGAAAGGCCUUAACUUGGCACUGGCUUGGGGCUUUCAAAAGAUCACCCUCUACACGGAUUCUGCAACUGUGCAUCGGUGGAUUUCGGACGGCCUCAGUGGUAAAACAAGACUCCGAACGAAGGCAGCAAGCGAAAUGCUGAUUCGACGCCGAGUGGAGAUAGUUACGUCGCUUGUGAAGGAAUACCAGUUGCAGCUGUCAGUUGAACUGGUACAAUCUGAAGCGAACAAAGCUGAUGUCCUGACGCGCGUACCACACCGCUGGCUUCGAGCCCUGGCAGAAGGAGAAGAUGAGGCGCCUCCUGCAUGCGGACUGGCUGUCGAGACCGGUACGGAUGCCAUAGGCUACCUGGUCGCUCGUGUGCAUCACGAAUGGGGCCAUCCAGGCAUUCGUCGCACGCAUUACUUUGCACGCCUUGAAAAUUCGAACGUCACCAGAAAAGAGGUGCAGAAGGUCGUCGCAGACUGUCAAAUUUGUCGGUCUAUCGACCCCGCCCCCGUAAAGUGGAGGUCAGGCAAACUUGAGGUGGACACAACGUGGUCAAGAUUGGCGAUUGACGUAACGCACGUCCACGGGCGACCCUAUCUCACGGCGGUGGACUGUGGACCAAGCCGGUUCGCAAUAUGGCAGCCACUGAGUGCAGAGACGGCCGAGGCUGUUGCAGAGCAGCUUGAUGUGCUGUUUGUGGAUCGAGGCCCACCGGCUGAGGUGCUGGUAGACAAUGCGACAGCCUUUCGCAGUCGAUGCUUCGCUCAGUUCGCAUCACAAUGGGGCGUCACAGUGCGAUACCGCUGUGCAUAUGUUCCAUCUGGAAAUGGAAUAGUGGAAAGAAACCAUCGCACGGUCAAAGUCAUCGCUGCUAGAAAAGGAUGCAGUGUUUUGGAGGCGGUUGACAUUUAUAACGCAACCCCACGGCACCUGAACGACGCCCAGUCCACUCCUGCUGGUAUCUUGAGCAGCUGCGUCCAGUGGGAUGCGGGCAUGAUGGCACCACGGACACCAAACACAGCAGAGAGCCCAUACGAAGUUGGUGAGUGUGUGUGGGUCAAGCCACCGCAGGUCCGCUGUGACACGCGCUAUGAACAGGGUGUUGUGACAAACAUCAUAUCUGAGCAGGCGGUAGAAGUGGAUGGUAUACCUCGACACAUCAGAGACCUGAGACCACGAGUGGCAGAAGGGGAUCCCGGAAACCUUCAGAACACCAGUCAGGUUACAGCCCGGCACGUGCAAGAUUCCAGUGAAGAUGAAGAGCCAUUAGUUCUCCGGUUCGGUUGUCCAAGCCAGACCGACGGCUCUGUUGCAGUAGAACCAACUGGAGAUGGGGUACAGACAGAAGGUCAACCACUGAGACGCUCUGCGCGAUUACGAAGGGAACCCCAACGACUGAUGUACUCGUGACAGCGUGUUGUAAACGAGAGUGUGAUGUUGAAACUGACUGUGUUAACUUAUUGAUCUCGCUUGUGUCUUUGAGAUCAGGGGGGAGUCAGGGGAGGUCAAUUGUGACUUUGAUGUCAGGGGGGAGUGUGGGGAUCAGUCGAUUUAACGCGCACGAGUAAAGUUAUUACUGCACGAGAGCAGUGAAUAAAAUCAAUGGUUUGGGAGAAUGGGAGCAGCGAGUGCGAGGGUUGAGUGGAUUGGUAGCUGAACUGGUUGUCAUUUUUAUUGGUGAGCAAUAUAGCACUUUUUAUAUACUUCCACACCUUUUAUCUCACAGUAACAAAGCUGGAAAGACGCAGUAAAAUCAAUGUAUAGCUCGCUAUUUUCCUUCAGAAUAAUACAGGUCAUUUUCGAUCAGUUCAUCGCUGAGGUCACUGGAGGUCACCAAAAGUAAAAUGAUGACGAAUUUUGGCUCCCGAUUUUGACAACUUCACAAAUUGGUUCAUAACUCGGGAACCAAAGAAGCUACAGCGCCGCGGAAAAGCGAAUUCGAUAGCGCUUUCGAAAAUCUUUCAGGUUCUCAGAUUUGAGCUAAGGUCAACUAGGGUUAAGCCUCCAAAGGGCAAAAACUGAGCAAUCGGCGUGCUUCGGAAAUCGUCUUUUCUUUUAAAACUUUUGAUACCAACCUUUUAUUACGUUGAUUUUACCGGCACUGCGUUUCUCUCGUCUUGUUGACCUAACAAGGUCAAAUUAAUAAAUUUGACCUCAGGUCAAAGUCGCAGAAAAUGCCAUAUUGCAUGUCAGUCGAUUCGUUACAUUGAGAUUGAGAUUAACAUCAGUAGCGGCGG
Molecule: messenger RNA, 3902 nt
Organism: Amphibalanus amphitrite
Lineage: Eukaryota; Metazoa; Arthropoda; Thecostraca; Balanomorpha; Balanidae
Exons: 1
Coding region: 85-3075 (996 amino acids)
Biological process (GO): DNA integration
Molecular function (GO): RNA-DNA hybrid ribonuclease activity; nucleic acid binding
Source: RefSeq, a predicted model, not a curated record